Piliocolobus tephrosceles (Ugandan red Colobus) is the source of this 935-nucleotide messenger RNA. It is a transcript of the gene LAMP1, whose product is annotated as lysosome associated membrane protein 1. Bases 318 to 920 code for a protein of 200 amino acids. Gene Ontology annotation, cellular component: plasma membrane; lysosomal membrane; late endosome membrane. The record is from RefSeq and is a predicted model, not a curated record. NCBI's taxonomy places the organism in Eukaryota, Metazoa, Chordata, Mammalia, Primates, Cercopithecidae. The transcript is spliced from 4 exons. Gene Ontology annotation, biological process: establishment of protein localization to organelle.
GACUGGGCGCGCGGUGCUGGAGGCUGCUGCACCUGCGGUGAGCCGAUCCGCCGGCGCCCGACGCGCGCGCUCUCGCGAGACCCGCGGGGUCACGUGACGCCCGGGCGCGGCGCAGCUCACGUGACAGGCGCUGCCGGCCGCUGGGUCUUCUUCGUGCCGGCGUCGCAGUGGCCGGGCCUCUUGCGUCUGGGAACGCCGCCGUCUCUCACGCCAGCCCUUGGCUCCCGCGCCCCGCCGCCGCCCCCGCGCCCGGCAGUCCGCUGCCCAACCGUCGCCCGCGCCCCCGCUCCCCGCACUGUACCCGGCCGCCUCGCGCCAUGGCGGCCCCCGGCAGCGCCCGGCGGUCCCUACUGCUGCUGCUGCUGCUGCUGCUCGGCCUCAUGCAGUGUGCAUCAGCAGCAAUGUUUAUGGUGAAAAAUGGCAACGGGACCGCUUGCAUAAUGGCCAACUUCUCUGCUGCCUUCUCAGUGAACUACGACACCAAGAGUGGCCCUAAGAACAUAACCUUUGACCUGCCAUCAGAUGCCAAAGUAGUGCUCAACAGCAGCUCCUGUGGAAAAGAGAACACUUCCAACCCCAGUCUCGUGAUUGCUUUUGGAAGAGGACAGACACUAACCCUCAAUUUCACAAGAAACGCAACACGUUACAGCGUCCAGCUCAUGAGUUUUGUUUAUAACUUGUCAGACACACACCUUUUCCCCGGUGCAAGCUCCAAAGAAAUCAAGACUGUGGAAUCUAUAACUGACAUCAGGGCAGAUAUAGAUAAAAAAUACAGAUGUGUUAGUGGCACCCAGGUCCACAUGAACAACGUGACCGUAACGCUCCAUGAUGCCACCAUCCAGGCGUACCUUUCCAACAGCAACUUCAGCAGGGAAGGUAGGACACUGACCCUUGGCCCUCUGGUGCUACUGGGUGGGUAGUUGGGCUGCAGUGAC